This is a messenger RNA of Acanthochromis polyacanthus (spiny chromis), 4351 nucleotides long. Its product is annotated as ephrin type-A receptor 4-A-like. Gene Ontology annotation, biological process: axon guidance; protein phosphorylation; cell surface receptor protein tyrosine kinase signaling pathway. The record is from RefSeq and is a predicted model, not a curated record. The transcript is spliced from 19 exons. Lineage: Eukaryota; Metazoa; Chordata; Actinopteri; Pomacentridae. Gene Ontology annotation, cellular component: neuron projection; plasma membrane. The coding region runs from base 193 to 3471 and encodes 1092 amino acids. Gene Ontology annotation, molecular function: transmembrane-ephrin receptor activity; protein binding; ATP binding.
UCACUUGCCUUUUUAAGGAAUAUUAACAGUGUGGAUGCACCACGCUGACACAGUACUGUAUGUCAUUUGGCUCAUGUCAUUUGAGUUACCAUUAAGGGAAGCAUCUGAGUGUGAGAGACCGCCCCAGUAUCCGCUGCUGCAUCCAACUCGCUUUCACACUUGGGUUCAUUCACACACACUUUUCCCACCGGGAUGGAGCCGCUUCAGCCAGCGCGCAGAGCCAACGGGGGACGCACACGCUUCCACUCGGUACACAUGGCUGCGAAUUUGUGGCGAACGUUCUCCACGUCCAUCUGGAUAAUAACACUAGUUUCAAGUUCGAGGACGAGGAUUUAUCCGCCCAAUGAAGUGACACUGCUGGAUACCAGGACAGUGCCAGGAGAACUGAAAUGGGCAGCCAGUCCUUCAGAGGGAGGGUGGGAAGAAGUGAGCAUUAUGGACGAGAAGAACAUCCCCAUCAGAACGUACCAGGUGUGUAACGUCCUAGAACCCAAUCAGAACAACUGGCUGAGGACGGACUGGAUCCCUCGGUCCGGCGCUCAGCGGGUCUAUGUGGAAGUCAAGUUCACCCUGAGGGACUGUAACAGCCUGCCAGGAGUCACAGGCACCUGCAAGGAGACAUUCAACCUGUACUACCAUGAGUCAAACGAAGACAGAGAGAGCUACAUCAAAGAGAGCAGCUUCAUUAAGGUGGACACAGUGGCAGCAGAUGAGAGCUUCACCCAGGUCGACGUAGGAGACCGCAUCAUGAAAUUAAACACCGAAGUGCGAGAUGUAAAGGUCACGACCCGGAAGGGCUUCUACCUGGCCUUUCAGGAUGUUGGCGCCUGCAUCGCUUUGGUUUCUGUCAGAGUUUUCUACAAAACCUGUCCGCUCACCAUUCGUAACCUGGCGACUUUUCCUGACACCGUUACCGGGGCCGACACUUCCUCCUUAGUGGAGGUCAGGGGGUCCUGUGUGAACCAGUCAGAAGAAAGAGAGGAGCCUAAAAUGUACUGUGGCGCUGAUGGAGAGUGGUUGGUUCCUAUUGGUGGAUGCUUCUGUAGCCCUGGAUAUGAAGAGAAGGGCGGCGCCUGUAAAGCCUGUUCUACUGGUUUCUAUAAGGCCAAGUCUUCUGAUGCUGGGUGCUUUAAGUGUCCUCCACACAGCCACUCGGUCAGAGACGGAGCAACCGUCUGCGACUGUCACUCUGGAUUCUUCCGUGCCGAUAGUGACCCUCCCUCCAUGGCCUGUACCCAGCCGCCAUCAGCCCCGCAGCAGCUCAUCUCUGUGGUGAAUGAGACCUCGGUGGUCCUGGAGUGGGCCCCCCCUCGCCGGUUGGGAGGCAGAAGUGACACCAGCUACAGUCUGGAGUGUCUCAUCUGUCAAAGCGGGGGCCACAGUCAGACGGGUGGCAGAGCCCUCCCAAGGAAUCGCAGUGUCUCCCUGCCCGAGGCCCAGCACGGUGGCCCAGCGAUGCAGUCGAACCAAGGCAUUGUGGGACCUGAAGUCCAGUUGGGCAGAGGAGUGUUCCAGAGCAGAGAUUACCCCCGGAUGGGCUCUGGCUCCAUCUCCAGCUCUCAGCUCUGCCUGCCCUGCGGCUCUGACGUGCUCUUCUCUCCAGGCCAGACUGGCUUAAAGACCACCAGGGUGGUGGUGAGCGAGCUCCGGGCCCACACACACUAUACCUUCAUUGUCCACGCUCGCAAUGGGGUUUCCCAGGCCAGCGGUGCAGGGGCGGCACAGAGCGUGUCGGUCAGCGUCACCACCAACCAAGCAGCUCCCUCUCCAGUGUCAUCCAUUCUUGCCAUUGAUGUCACCAGACACAGCUUGUCGUUGUCGUGGCAACAGCCGGAUCGACCCAACGGGGUCAUCCUGGAAUACGAGGUCAAGUUCUAUGAAAAGGAUCAGAAGGAGAGGUCCUACCGCAUAAUGAGGACCUUCUCUCGGAGCGUCGAUGUCACGGGCCUCAACCCCCUCACCGUGUACGUGUUUCAUGUGCGCGCUCGCACGGCUGCUGGAUACGGAGAGUUCAGCGCUCCGUUUGAGUUCUCCACCAAUUCAGAUCCCUUCCCUCUGAUUGGAGAGGGAGUUAACUCUGCCUUCCUGCUGCUGUCUGUCAGCGGGGUUGGAAUUUUACUGCUGAUAUCUGCAGCUGUCUUCAUCAUUAGUCGCAGGAGGAGCAAGUACAGCAAAACAAAGCAGGACUCUGAGGAGGAGAAACAUCUAAACCCAGGAGUCAAAAUCUACGUGGACCCGUUCACCUAUGAGGACCCCGAUCAGGCCAUCCAUGAGUUUGCCAAAGAGAUUGAUGUUAGCAGCAUUCACAUUGAAAAGGUUAUUGGCAUGGGAGAGUUUGGGGAGGUGUGCAGUGGUCGGCUUCGUGUUCAGGGAAAGAGGGAGAUCUACGUGGCCAUCAAGAGUCUGAAGGCGGGAUACUCGGACAAACAGAGACGAGACUUUUUAUCUGAGGCCUCCAUCAUGGGGCAGUUCGACCACCCCAACAUCAUCAGGCUGGAGGGUGUCGUUACAAGAUGCAAGCCAUUGAUGAUCAUCACAGAAUACAUGGAAAAUGGAUCCCUGGAUGCAUUUCUUCGGAAACACGACGGCCAGUUCACAGUGAUCCAGCUGGUCGGCAUGCUGCGGGGCAUCGCCUCAGGUAUGAAGUACCUGUCAGACAUGAGCUACGUUCACCGAGACCUGGCAGCACGAAACAUCCUGGUCAACAGCAACCUGGUGUGCAAAGUGUCUGACUUUGGCCUGAGCCGAGUUCUGGAGGACGAUCCAGAGGCCGCCUACACGACAAGGGAGGCCACUGGGACUUAUCUCUCCCCCGGAGGGAAGAUCCCCAUCAGGUGGACGGCUCCAGAGGCUAUAACCUACAGAAAGUUCACCACGGCCAGCGAUGUGUGGAGUUACGGUAUCGUCAUGUGGGAGGUGGUUUCAUACGGAGAGAGACCCUACUGGGACAUGAACAACCAGGAUGUGAUUAAAGCAAUAGAGGAGGGUUACCGUCUGCCUGCUCCUAUGGACUGUCCUGUGGUGCUGCACCAGCUCAUGUUGGACUGUUGGGAGAGAGAGCGAGCAGAGAGACCCACCUUCAGCCAGAUACUCAACAUGUUGGAUAAACUCAUUCGCAACCCUGGGACUCUGCGUCGGACAGGAGGGGACAGGUACAUUAUGCACAUAGCUGCAGGGACCAUGUUGGAGUCGGGGAUGGGUUCAGAGGUGUGUGUGUCGGUCUUACCGGAGGUGUGUGUGCCGGAGUGGUCGGUAUGUGAGUGGCUGCAGUCCAUCGGCUUGGAGAGGUACAGAGACACCCUUGCAGCAGCAGGUUACACCAGCCUUGACAGCCUCCUGGCUCUCACACACCAGGAGAUGGACAGACUUGGAAUAAUCACACCGUCACAUCAGGACAUACUAAUUGCCAGUGUGCAGCAAGAAGUGCUGUCUCAGAUGCAACACAUGCAACACUCGAUGGUUCCGGUCUGAGCUGGCGAACAGAUACAAAAACCUGUUUUUGAGAAGAGUUUCAUUUACCUCAUCUGUGCACUUUAGAGGGACUUUUCACCAGUGGAAAUACAAGGAGCCGAGGAAAGUAAGAAUACAAAGUGACAAGAAGAAGAAUAAGAAGAAGAGAGAAAAGCAGCACUUUUGUGAACUUCCAUCCUGUGGAGUUUUCUAUAAACCAUGAUCUGGACGUGGCCACAGCUAAGGUUGAGCUACUGAGAGCUGAGAGCGACGCCUCAUCCUCCUAUCCAGUUCUAUUUUUUCCCUUGUUUUCUUAUCUGUUUCGUGAAGGCUGACACGUGCAUAAGCAGAAUGGCUUCCAACAUUUUUUUUUUCUUUUGCUGCUUUGUGCUUGACUUGAAUAAACUGUGUUUGCUCGUACGUCUGUGCGUGCGUGUGUGUGUGCGUGUGUGCAGUACGUGUGUAUGUGUGUAGCGUGAAUGCAUCCAACAUGGAAUCUCCCUUGUUAAGAUGUCAGCUUUUGAAUAAUCUUUGAAUAAUCUUAAUAUGCAACGUUAAAGAGAGUGGGAGGAGCCAGACAGAAUGUAUCAUUACAAGCUCUUAAUAGUUUCAUACUGGAGGAUCAUGCUAACAAACUGUAUGAUUUGCUUAUGUUUAGUUUUUUUAAUUUUGAAUUAUAUGAAGUAUUGUUUCUGUUAAAUUAGACAUUUAGAUUAGAACGUCCUCCAUCGGUGUCUGUGUAUGCGUCUGUUGUUGAAUGCUAAAAGUUAGCUACAUGAAGCAUUUUGUUUAUUUAUGGUCCUUUUUCUAUCUAGUUUGUACAUUGUAAAAUAGAAACACUGAGGAGAUAUUGUAAUGAGUGCCAUAUUGCAUUGCAAUAAAUGCCAAACCCAUCCAUGUA